AUGUUGAUAAAUUUUGUACUUUGUGGUCAACAAAACAUUUUUCAUCGUCGUGGUGAAGGUGAUGGAAUUGCUAAUACACAAGGUGUUCGUACAUUGCUGACUUUUUUUGGUACUCAGUUUAACAAAGCGUGUGUUGUUGGAUCAGAUUUUAUUGAUAUACUUUAUGAUGGUCUUGUUAUCAUAAAUAAUUUUUAUGAUGAUAAAAUUAAGCCAAUAGCACCAGAUGCUAUUGUUAAACGUGCGAGAGCGGCAUUACCACUAGAAGGAUACAAUGUCAUUUACAAUAAUUGUGAACAUUUUAUAACAGACUGUCGAUAUGGUCAGCCUAAAAGUCUUCAGGUUCAUGAUGUUACUAUUGGAGUUUUAGUUUCAUUCUCACUCAUAGCUGGAGCCGUGUUUCUAUUGGGAUUAGGUAUUCGAAAAUCCACUAAUGAUGAUAAUAAAGAAGGUGAUGAACAAAGUAAAUAG
Didymodactylos carnosus is the source of this 468-nucleotide messenger RNA. The record is from the annotation of a GenBank genome assembly. Lineage: Eukaryota; Metazoa; Rotifera; Eurotatoria; Philodinida; Philodinidae.